AGGAAAAAAACCGUUCCGUCAAAAAAGUUUAGAAGUCCAAUGAGUUAAGAGUUAGCGAUACAUCGUAAAUUUGCGCAUGGUAGUGGUUCUUCGGGCUAACGUUCCUGUCACACUGCACUAUUGUGUAUUUCUUCGAAAGAUUAACGAUGUGGUAAAGAUUUGCAGCUGCAAGAUUUCCACAGAAAGCAUGGCGUCUCCGACGACAUUUCCGAAUCCAGAUUUCCAACCUAAUCCGGAGUCGAUGAGAGAGUUAGCAGCCAUGGGCUUCGACCAGGAAACCGCAGCUCAGGCGCUUUAUUUCUCUGGUAAUCGCGGGACUGAUACAGCGGUCACUUGGAUUUUCGACAAUCAGGGACAGAGUCCGCCUGCCUUGGAGCCAGCCUUUCCACGGGGAAACUUCGGGGGACCACACUGGGAGGAGAACUGGGAAGGUCUGGAUGCGGGAGGUGCAGCCAGUGAGGGUGGAGAGUACAAAAUGGUUAUUCUGAUUAACACAUCGCUGCGAAUGACGGCGGGGAAGAUUGCUGCUCAAGCUGCUCAUGCCGCCAUUGGCAUUUAUCGGGCAAUAGAAAGCGAAGAUGAAGGUCGCUCGUUCCGGAGCGGAAUUCGCAGCUGGGAACGCGAGGGAGAAACGACCAUUGUGUUAGCGGUCGAUGAUGCGCCCCAUCUAGAAGCCCUUGAGCGUCGAGCCAAAGAUCGUGGAUUAGUGGCAAUGUUGAUAAGCGAUGCUGGACGCACCCAGGUUGCAAUCGGUGCUAAAACUGCGUUGGGACUGUUCGGGGGAAAAAUCCAAGAUUGAUAACAUUACGGGAUCACUGAGACCAUUGUAAACAUUGUUUGCUUUGGUAGCCUGAUUGCAAGAGGCCAUUCUUAACUUCUGACUGAUGUACUUGUAACGAGUAAUCUCAGAUUUCUGUUUUUGUUCGUAUGAUUUUUUGUGCGUAUUCCAUGGCUGACUUUUUUGUCCAUGUAUUUGUUAUUUUUGUCUUGACAGUGGACCCACCGGUAGAUGCUGAUGUGAUUGGUGAUUUAUGGGAUUAAUUUUAAAAAAAUUAAUAAAAACGUCAGCGCGUA
Paramacrobiotus metropolitanus is the source of this 1074-nucleotide messenger RNA. RefSeq names its product probable peptidyl-tRNA hydrolase 2. Gene Ontology annotation, cellular component: cytosol; mitochondrion. Gene Ontology annotation, molecular function: protein binding; peptidyl-tRNA hydrolase activity. Bases 77 to 799 code for a protein of 240 amino acids. The transcript is spliced from 7 exons. The record is from RefSeq and is a predicted model, not a curated record. NCBI's taxonomy places the organism in Eukaryota, Metazoa, Tardigrada, Eutardigrada, Parachela, Macrobiotidae.